CGGCCCUCGGCGCUGUCAUGGCGGCGGGGAGCAGCUUCAGUAGGCGCAGGCUUAGUCCCGCGCGCCGUGGCCCGGAGAACUGUGUCAGUAGCAUCCUCGGCCACCUCAGCAGCACGAGCCGCGGCGUCGCUAGCGCCUGCAGUAGCUGCUUGUGCAAGGGCUGAGCGCAGGGGGUGGGGCGGCCUAGGAAACCAUGGAGUUCUAGGCAGCCGCGGGCUCCCGGGGAGCGGACUAGGGAAACUUGAAGGCUGCGACCAGGGUUUGGCGUUGUUGUCAGCCUCCGGGAGAGAGAUUGGACAAAUAGUCUCCGAGAGGAGGAGGGCGACGCCAAGGACUUUUCCUGCUUUUUGGGGUUUGUCCUCAAGUUGGAACAGAGACCCUUUUUGGUUUAGCGUUUGCGUGUGCUGUGCCUCCUCUCCGUGCAGCGGCUGCCGGCCCAGGGUGACUCUGACUUGUCCUUUCUCGUGAACUAGUAAUGGCUAGUGAAGACAAUCGUGCCCCUUCCCGGCCACCAACAGGUGAUGACGGGGGAGGUGGAGGGAAAGAAGAAACCCCUACGGAAGGGGGUGCGCUGUCUCUGAAGCCGGGGCUCCCCAUCAGGGGCAUCAGAAUGAAAUUCGCCGUGCUGACGGGCUUGGUUGAAGUUGGAGAAGUGUCCAAUAGGGACAUCGUAGAAACUGUCUUUAACCUGCUGGUAGGAGGACAGUUUGAUUUGGAGAUGAACUUCAUUAUCCAAGAAGGUGAGAGUAUCACGUGCAUGGUGGAGUUGCUGGAAAAGUGUGACAUCACUUGCCAAGCCGAAGUAUGGAGCAUGUUUACGGCCAUUCUGAAGAAGAGCAUUCGAAACCUUCAAAUCUGCACAGAAGUAGGCCUUGUGGAAAAAGUACUUGGGAAAAUUGAGAAGGUUGACAGUAUGAUUGCAGAUCUUCUCGUUGACAUGUUGGGAGUGCUGGCCAGCUAUAAUUUGACAGUUAGAGAACUAAAGCUUUUCUUCAGCAAACUUCAAGGAGAUAAAGGACAAUGGCCUCCACAUGCUGGGAAGUUGUUGUCUGUGCUAAAGCACAUGCCUCAGAAGUACGGUCCUGACGCCUUUUUCAACUUUCCAGGAAAGAGUGCUGCAGCUAUUGCAUUACCUCCUAUAGCCAGAUGGCCUUACCAGAAUGGUUUUACAUUUCACACCUGGCUUAGAAUGGAUCCUGUAAAUAAUAUUAAUGUUGACAAGGAUAAACCAUAUUUGUAUUGUUUCAGAACCAGCAAAGGUCUUGGCUAUUCUGCUCAUUUUGUUGGCGGCUGUUUGAUUAUAACCUCAAUAAAGUCAAAAGGAAAAGGCUUUCAACAUUGUGUGAAAUUUGAUUUCAAGCCACAAAAGUGGUACAUGGUAACUAUAGUACACAUUUACAACCGAUGGAAGAACAGUGAGCUUCGAUGUUACGUGAAUGGUGAACUUGCUUCCUAUGGAGAGAUAACAUGGUUUGUCAACACCAGUGAUACCUUUGACAAAUGCUUCCUGGGCUCAUCAGAAACAGCAGAUGCGAAUCGGGUGUUCUGUGGUCAGAUGACUGCGGUUUAUCUUUUUAGUGAUGCUCUUAAUGCAGCUCAGAUUUUUGCCAUUUAUCAGUUGGGCCUGGGGUACAAGGGCACAUUUAAAUUUAAAGCGGAAAGCGACCUUUUCCUUGCUGAGCAUCAUAAACUGUUACUGUAUGAUGGCAAGCUGUCGAGUGCCAUUGCCUUCACAUACAACCCCCGGGCCACCGAUGCGCAGCUGUGCCUUGAGUCGUCUCCGAAGGAUAAUCCUUCCAUCUUUGUUCACUCGCCCCAUGCGCUCAUGCUCCAGGAUGUAAAGGCAGUUUUAACACAUUCCAUCCAGAGCGCCAUGCAUUCCAUUGGAGGAGUACAAGUUUUGUUUCCGCUCUUUGCCCAGCUGGAUUAUAGGCAAUAUUUAUCUGAUGAGGUUGAUUUGACUAUCUGUACGACCUUGCUGGCUUUUAUCAUGGAGUUGCUGAAGAACUCAAUUGCUAUGCAGGAGCAGAUGCUUGCUUGUAAAGGCUUUUUGGUAAUAGGUUAUAGCCUUGAAAAGUCUUCCAAAUCCCACGCCAGCCGAGCAGUGCUUGAACUCUGCCUUGCCUUUUCAAAGUAUUUGAGCAAUCUGCAGAAUGGGAUGCCCCUCCUGAAACAACUGUGUGAUCACAUUCUUCUUAACCCCACCGUGUGGAUCCAUGCUCCAGCCAAGGUUCAGUUGAUGCUUUAUACUUACCUGUCCACUGAAUUCAUUGGUACAGUCAACAUAUAUAAUACCGUUCGGAGAGUUGGGACAGUGCUGCUCAUCAUGCACACACUGAAGUACUACUACUGGGCAGUGAACCCCCAGGACCGAAGCGGCAUCACCCCCAAAGGAUUAGAUGGACCAAGACCCAAUCAGAAAGAAAUACUUUCUCUUCGAGCAUUCUUACUGAUGUUCAUUAAGCAAUUAAUGAUGAAGGACUCUGGAGUAAAGGAAGAUGAGCUCCAGGCCAUUCUUAAUUACCUGCUGACUAUGCAUGAGGACGACAAUCUAAUGGACGUCUUACAGUUGCUUGUUGCAUUAAUGGCGGAGCACCCUAACUCCAUGAUUCCUGCUUUUGACCAAAGGAAUGGGUUGCGUGUUAUCUAUAAACUUCUGGCGUCGAAGAGUGAAGGAAUCCGAGUGCAGGCACUCAAGGCACUGGGUUACUUUUUAAAGCAUCUGGCUCCAAAGAGAAAAGCUGAAGUCAUGCUUGGGCAUGGAUUGUUCUCGUUGUUAGCUGAGAGACUUAUGCUUCAGACAAAUCUAAUCACAAUGACCAUGUAUAAUGUUCUGUUUGAGAUUCUUAUAGAGCACAUCUGUACUCAGGUGAUACACAAACAGCACCCAGAUCCUGAUUCUACAGUCAAAAUACAAAACCCUCAGAUACUAAAAGUAAUUGCGACCCUACUCCGAAAUUCUCCCCAGUGCCCAGAGAGCCUGGAGGUUCGCCGAGCAUUUCUUUCCGACAUGAUUAAACUUUUUAAUAACAGUAGAGAAAACAGGAGGAGCUUGCUGCAGUGCUCUGUGUGGCAAGAAUGGAUGCUUGCUCUCUGCUAUUUUAAUCCUAAGAAUUCAGAUGAGCAAAAGAUAACAGAAAUGGUAUAUGCCAUAUUCAGAAUUCUGCUUUACCAUGCAGUCAAAUAUGAGUGGGGUGGCUGGCGUGUGUGGGUGGACACCUUAUCCAUCACACAUUCAAAGGUUACUUUUGAAAUACACAAAGAAAACCUUGCCAAUAUAUUUAGGGAAGAGCAGGGAAAAGGUGAUGAAGAAAUAGGGCCGUGUUCUUCAAGUCUGGUUCCAGAAGGCACUGGUGUUACCAGGGGUGUCGAUGUUUCCAUGGGGCCCCAGCACUCAGGUCGGAAGGAUUCUCCCAUCUCUCCUCAUUUCAUUAGAAAUAGUGAUGAGAACUCAAGUAUUGGGAAGGCAAGUUCAAUUGAUUCUGCAUCCAACAUUGAACUGUCGACUCCUGAUAUAUCUAGUGAUGAAAAGAAAAUAGAACAAGAAAAUCAAGAGUUACUGGAUGAAGCCACCAUGGAAGAAACAGCUACACAUGGUACAAAAGAUUCAUGUGACUUAGAAUCAUUUUCUGAUGCAGCAGAAGCAGAGACUCUUACCUCUAAUUCCUUGGAACCAGGCAAAGAUACAGUUACCAUCAGUGAAGUAAGUGCUUCCAUAAGUUCUCCCUCAGAACAAGAUGCUGCAGAAAUGCCAGAAUUACUGGAAAAAACUGGAGCAGAGGAAGAAGAUGAUGACGAUUAUGUGGAAUUGAAGGUAGAAGGCAGCCCUACUGAGGAAACUAGUCUACCCACAGAGCUGCAGGGUGAGAGUUUGGCUGUAGCUGCCUCGGAAGGCAGAGAAGAGCCAGAUGUGUGUGGUAAUGGCGGUGAAGUUCAAGAGGAAGCACCUAUUACUAAACUUCAUAAUGAGCCUGAAACUGCAGUUUCCAAAGAUUCUAGGUUUCCCACUGUGGCCACAGCUGGAUCUUUAGCUACCUCAUCAGAAGUUCCUGUUCCCCAAACAACUGUACAGUCAGACAGUCAUAAGAUGCUGAACGAAGGAGUGAAAGCAGCUAACCUUGCUGGAGAAACUGAGUCAGUUAGUGAUUGUGCUGAUAAUGCCUCUGAGGCUCCUGCCACUUCUGAGCAAAAGAUUGCCAAGCUGGAUGUUUCUAGUGUUGCUUCAGAUACUGAGAAGUUUGAAUUGAAGGCCAGCACGAGCACAGAAGCACCGCAGCCUCAACGACAUGGGCUUGAGAUAUCAAGGCACCAGGAACAGCCAGGACAAGGAACAGCACCAGAUGCAGUAGACCAACAAAGGAGGGAGUCCAGAUCGGCCAUGUUUCGCAUUCCUGAGUUCAAGUGGUCUCAGAUGCACCAGCGUCUGCUCACUGACCUCUUAUUCUCCAUAGAAACAGAUGUGCAGAUGUGGAGAAGCCAUUCAACAAAGACAGUUAUGGACUUCGUGAAUAGCAGUGAUAAUGUCAUCUUUGUACACAACACAAUUCAUCUCAUCUCGCAAGUGAUGGACAAUAUGGUCAUGGCUUGUGGGGGUAUACUGCCAUUGCUUUCAGCUGCUACAUCGGCCACACAUGAGCUGGAGAAUAUUGAGCCUACUCAAGGCCUUUCAAUAGAAGCCUCAGUGACAUUUCUUCAGAGGCUAAUUAGCCUUGUGGAUGUACUUAUAUUUGCAAGUUCCCUUGGUUUCACUGAAAUUGAAGCUGAAAAAAACAUGUCAUCUGGAGGAAUUCUGCGACAGUGUCUCCGAUUGGUGUGUGCAGUGGCUGUAAGGAAUUGUUUAGAGUGUCAGCAGCAUUCACAGUUGAAAGCCAGAGGAGAUACAGCAAAGAGCUUAAAAACAAUGCAUAGUCUGAUUCCUAUGGGGAAAUCUGCAGCAAAGAGCCCAGUGGACAUUGUGACUGGUGGUUUAUCUCCAGUAAGAGAUCUUGACAGGCUCCUGCAAGACAUGGACAUUAAUCGGCUUCGAGCAGUUGUUUUCAGAGACAUUGAGGACAGCAAGCAAGCUCAAUUCUUAGCUUUGGCUGUUGUAUACUUUAUCUCUGUUCUGAUGGUCUCAAAGUACAGAGACAUCUUGGAACCCCAAGAUGAAAGGCAUAGUCAGUCUCUUAAGGAAACUGGUAGUGAUAAUGGGAAUGUAUCACUUCCUGAUGCAGAAAACACACCAGCAGAAUUUAGCUCUUUAACUCUGUCAUCAGUGGAAGAAUCAUUGGAAGGCACCUCAUCUACUCGAAGGAGAGACUCUGGACUUGGUGAGGAAACAGCUUCUGGCUUGGGAAGCAAUAUGUCUGUAGCUUCUCCAGCAGCGCCUCUGGGUGUCAGCGUGGGUCCAGACGCCAUCAGUGAGGUGCUGUGCACUCUUUCUUUGGAAGUCAAUAAAUCUCAGGAAACAAAAACUGAUGGAGGAAAUGAGUUGGACAGGAAGGUGACACCAUCAGUGCCAGUUUCAAAAAAUGUCAACGUGAAGGACAUUCUCCGGAGCUUGGUGAAUAUGCCAGCAGAUGGAGUCUCAGUGGAUCCAGCCCUUCUGCCCCCAGCCUGCCUCGGUGCUCUUGGAGACCUAUCUGUGGAUCCACCCGUACAGUUCAGAUCCUUUGACAGGAGUGUCAUCAUCGCAACAAGGAAAUCAUCAGCCUUACCUUCCACCCUUACCGCAAGUGCCCCGAGUAAUGCUGUCAGUGUGGUUUCUUCAGCAGAUCCCACUGGAGUCGCAGAUGCAGGAGGAGAGUCACCAGGAAGUAGAUCACCUAACGCAAAAUUGCCCUCAGUUCCAGCCGUUGACUCUGUCCCACAAGACCCAGUCGCACACAUGAGUAUUACAGAAAGGCUAGAGCAUGCUCUAGAGAAGGCAGCUCCUCUGCUACGAGAGAUUUUUGUGGAUUUUGCACCUUUCCUUUCUCGGACACUUUUAGGUAGUCAUGGACAAGAACUGCUUAUAGAAGGAACAAGUCUGGUCUGCAUGAAGUCCAGCAGUUCAGUUGUGGAGCUGGUCAUGCUGCUGUGUUCCCAGGAGUGGCAGAAUUCUAUUCAGAAGAACGCAGGCCUUGCUUUUAUUGAACUUGUCAAUGAAGGAAGGUUACUCAGCCAAACCAUGAAGGAUCAUUUAGUAAGAGUAGCAAAUGAGGCUGAAUUUAUCCUGAGCAGGCAGAGAGCAGAGGAUAUUCACAGACAUGCAGAAUUUGAGUCAUUGUGUGCUCAAUACUCUGCAGACAAAAGAGAAGAGGAAAAGAUGUGUGAUCAUUUGAUAAGAGCAGCUAAAUACAGAGACCAUGUGACAGCAACUCAGUUAAUCCAGAAGAUUAUCAACCUCCUCACAGAGAAGCAUGGAGCCUGGGGCAGCUCCACUGUAAGUCGUCCUCGUGAGUUCUGGCGCCUUGACUGCUGGGAAGAUGACUUGAGGCGCCGGCGACGAUUUGUGCGUAACCCUCUAGGAUCGACACAUCCUGAAGCGACACUAAAAACAGCCGUGGAACAUGCUGCAGAUGAAGACAUCCUUGCUAAAGGAAAACAGUCCAUCAAGAGUCAGGCUUUAGGAAAUCAGAACUCUGAAAACGAGGCCCUCCUGGAAGGCGACGACGAUACUCUGUCAUCCGUGGAUGAGAAAGAUUUAGAGAAUCUUGCCGGUCCUGUUAGCCUGAGCACGCCAGCUCAGCUUGUGGCCCCCUCUGCUGUAGUAAAAGGCACUCUCUCUGUCACCUCCUCUGAACUCUAUUUUGAGGUGGAUGAAGAGGAUCCCAACUUCAAGAAAAUUGACCCAAAGGUGCCUGCAGAGGCCAAAAGAGGGCUUUGGAGUCCCUGGAUGGACCUGGAGUCACAGAUCUUGGCAUAUACAGAAGGUCUGCAUGGCAAAUGGCUGUUCACAGAGAUAAGAUCAAUCUUUUCUCGUCGUUAUCUUUUGCAAAAUACCGCCCUGGAGAUCUUUAUGGCAAACAGAGUUGCUGUAAUGUUCAACUUCCCAGACUCUGCCACAGUAAAGAAAGUGGUGAACUAUCUACCUCGCGUUGGUGUGGGAACCAGUUUUGGCUUACCUCAGACCAGGCGUAUUUCAUUAGCCACUCCACGUCAGCUAUUUAAAGCUUCAAAUAUGACUCAGCGGUGGCAGCACAGAGAGAUUUCAAACUUCGAGUACUUGAUGUUUCUCAACACAAUAGCAGGGCGGAGUUAUAAUGACCUAAAUCAGUAUCCUGUGUUUCCCUGGGUCAUCACUAAUUAUGAGUCAGAAGAAUUAGAUCUUACCUUGCCAAGCAAUUUCAGAGAUUUGUCCAAGCCAAUAGGAGCUUUGAAUCCCAAGAGGGCAGCAUUCUUUGCAGAGCGAUUUGAGUCCUGGGAAGAUGAUCAAGUUCCAAAGUUCCACUAUGGUACUCAUUACUCAACUGCAAGUUUUGUUCUUGCAUGGCUUCUAAGAAUAGAACCCUUUACAACUUACUUUCUAAAUUUACAAGGAGGGAAAUUUGAUCAUGCAGAUAGGACAUUCUCAUCAGUUUCCAGAGCAUGGCGAAACAGUCAGCGGGACACAUCUGACAUUAAGGAAUUGAUUCCUGAAUUUUAUUAUCUCCCUGAGAUGUUUGUCAACUUCAAUAAUUAUAACCUUGGAGUGAUGGAUGAUGGGACAGUGGUGUCUGAUGUUGAACUUCCUCCUUGGGCCAAAACCUCGGAAGAAUUCGUUCGCAUAAACAGAUUGGCCCUGGAGAGUGAAUUUGUUUCCUGCCAGCUUCACCAAUGGAUUGAUCUUAUUUUUGGCUAUAAACAACAAGGACCAGAGGCAGUGCGAGCCCUCAAUGUGUUCUAUUACCUAACCUAUGAAGGAGCUGUCAGCCUGAACUCAAUAACUGACCCUGUGCUGAGAGAGGCUGUGGAAGCUCAGAUCCGAAGUUUUGGACAGACACCUUCGCAACUCCUGAUAGAGCCCCACCCUCCCCGAGGCUCGGCCAUGCAAGCGUAUCUCCUCCUGCAGAGUCCAUUGAUGUUCACAGACCAGGCCCAGCAAGACGUCAUCAUGGUCCUAAAGUUCCCUUCGAACUCUCCAGUCACCCACGUUGCAGCCAACACCCAGCCAGGCCUGGCCAUGCCUGCUGUCAUCACUGUCACUGCUAACAGGCUCUUUGCCGUGAACAAGUGGCACAGCCUUCCUGCUCACCAAGGUGCUGUACAAGACCAGCCAUACCAGCUGCCAGUGGAAAUCGAUCCUCUCAUAGCCUGCGGCACAGGGACGCACAGGAGGCAGGUAACGGACCUCCUGGACCAGAGCAUCCAAGUGCAUUCCCAGUGCUUCGUCAUCACUUCUGACAACCGCUACAUUCUCGUCUGUGGCUUCUGGGAUAAGAGUUUCCGGGUCUACUCCACAGAUACAGGAAAAUUGAUCCAAGUGGUGUUUGGCCAUUGGGAUGUUGUCACUUGCCUAGCUCGCUCGGAGUCGUACAUAGGGGGAAAUUGCUACAUCCUCUCAGGAUCACGUGAUGCAACUCUUCUUCUGUGGUACUGGAAUGGGAAAAGCAGCGGGAUUGGAGAUAACCCCGGCAGUGAAACUACCACUCCUCGGGCCAUUCUCACAGGCCAUGACUAUGAGAUCACCUGUGCUGCUGUCUGCGCUGAGCUGGGCCUGGUGUUAAGUGGUUCCCAAGAAGGGCCAUGUCUCAUACACUCCAUGAAUGGAGACUUGUUAAGGACUUUGGAGGGUCCUGAAAAUUGCCUGAAACCAAAACUCAUCCAAGCAUCGAGAGAGGGUCACUGUGUCAUCUUCUAUGAAAAUGGCUGCUUCUGCACCUUCAGUGUGAACGGGAAGCUGCUGGCCACUGUGGAGACCGAUGACCACAUAAGGGCCAUACUGCUGAGCAGAGAUGGGCAGUACCUGCUCACAGGAGGAGACAGCGGGGUGGUGAUAGUGCGGCAGGUGUGUGACCUCAAGCAGCUCUUUGCCUACCCUGGCUGUGAUGCUGGAAUCCGGGCCAUGGCCCUUUCUUUCGACCAGAGGUGCAUCAUUUCGGGCAUGGCUUCGGGAAGCAUUGUUUUGUUCUACAACGACUUCAACCGCUGGCAUCAUGAGUACCAAACCCGUUACUGAGGGUAGCAAAUGGACGGUGGUCCCGUUUCAGCUCAAGCAAGGAAGGACUUGGAACAUCAUUCUAUAGAAAGAGCUAUCAUCUGAAUGUAACUUAAAUUUGCUUGAACAAGCAAAAUAUUUUUUAAAGUUAAUUGCUAUUUUUGUAGACUUUGCUUGACAUUUUGGGGGUGGGGAACAGCACAAGCAGAAAACUGGCUGCUGGUUUCUGUAGUUCAAAAAAAAUCUAUAUUUUUAGUGAUAAUGAAAAGUCUAUUUUCACUAACUAUGGAUGCAGACAGCGGAGCCAAUAUUCCCACUAAUUCUUGAUAUGUGUGAAAAACCAUUUCCCACUUAUCUGUAAUCUUGAGAAAUAUGAUUUUAGCAAUAGGGAAAUGGGUUCAAAUACUGGGACAGGGAAAUUUAAUCUGUACUGGGUCCUGUAUUUUUCUAGACAAUUGUGCUUCUUUAGUGCUGACAUUUCUAGGGUUUUAAUAGUAAUGUUUAAAUUAUGACAUGUAAUUUAAAACAUCUCAGUGAAUUAUUUCUAUAUUAUUCUUCUUCAAGCAUGUGUUAGACCUAGAAAAUUAUGGUUUAGGGAGGCUACUUUAUUUUACCAUGUGUUAAACAACAAAGACCUAAGUUAUAGCAAUCAUAAAUACUCACUGCUUUUCCUGAUCUGUCGUCCUCAUAGCACAGGGUGAAAUGAUGGAAACGCUCUUGGGCUCACAGUCUUUGUAAGUACCAAAGCCUGCCCGAGGUCACCAGUGCCCCACUAAGAGGCAGAGCCCGGUGGGGCUGCUCCCCAUGACUACCAGCCCGCAGUCCUGGCGACCAGAGAUGACCAGGUUCUGAGCAAGCAGCACCCACCUGACCCCUAUUUGUUAUGAAACUAUCUUUACCUUCUUUUUGACUAGUAAUUUGUACCAAGAAACAAUGUUAUUUUGGUGUUAUAUAAUUCUACUUUUUCUAGUAGAUUGAUGUAUGGAAUUCUGUGAAAAUAUUUGAGCAAUGGUCUGUAUUACAUAAAUAAAUCCUUUGUAUGUUGUGACGUGA
Apodemus sylvaticus (European woodmouse) is the source of this 10150-nucleotide messenger RNA. RefSeq names its product LPS responsive beige-like anchor protein (gene Lrba). NCBI's taxonomy places the organism in Eukaryota, Metazoa, Chordata, Mammalia, Rodentia, Muridae. Bases 476 to 9118 code for a protein of 2880 amino acids. Gene Ontology annotation, molecular function: protein kinase binding. The transcript has 58 exons. Gene Ontology annotation, cellular component: cytosol; membrane. Gene Ontology annotation, biological process: intracellular protein localization. The record is from RefSeq and is a predicted model, not a curated record.